Messenger RNA from Spea bombifrons (plains spadefoot toad), 1243 nucleotides. RefSeq names its product von Willebrand factor C domain-containing protein 2-like. Gene Ontology annotation, biological process: negative regulation of BMP signaling pathway. The transcript is spliced from 3 exons. Lineage: Eukaryota; Metazoa; Chordata; Amphibia; Anura; Pelobatidae. The record is from RefSeq and is a predicted model, not a curated record. Bases 220 to 894 code for a protein of 224 amino acids. Gene Ontology annotation, cellular component: AMPA glutamate receptor complex. Gene Ontology annotation, molecular function: protein binding.
CUGAAUCCAUACAUUAUAUUUGGAGAGAAUUCUUUGUUACUGAGGAUAGAAACCUGCUGAGGAUUAUAAUGAAAGGAGAAUUAUUCUACUGAAAAGUCUAUCCCCAAGUUCAUCAGAGGAACCUUUGGUGGGCAGAGGACUAGACAAGCUUUAGAUAUAAGCCACAAGAACUGAGGACCGUGAAGACCAGUCCUGUAUUCGCACAUUUAACCAUCAGCCAUGGCUUUGUGGAGACAUUUAAUCCCAGGAUGUCCUAAAAUGAACAUGUGGCUUCCUAUCUCCAUGCUGUGGGUCCUCAUCGCAGGCGAGUUGGUCCUUUCGUUGGCUGCCCAGGUGAACACCUGUGAGGCCAAUGGUAGCAUAUACUACGUAGGUGAGUGGUACUUCUUGGACUCCGAUCACUGCACUCAGUGUGAGUGUACAGUGGAAGGGCCAGCCUGUGCCAGGACAGAGUGCACUGCCCUACCACCUGCGUGCAUGCACGUCAGCCACUACCCCACCGACUGCUGUCCAAGGUGUGAGAAGAUUGGCUGUGAGUACAGAGGAGAGGUCUACGAAUUGGGAGAACAAUUCCAGCCGUCGGAGUGCGAGCAGUGCACCUGUGACGUGGAUGGAAUUGCCCGAUGCCUUGUGGCAGACUGUGCCCCGCCGCCCUGCGUGAACCCAGUGUACGAGAAGGGAGAAUGUUGCCCCCGCUGUAAAGACGGUCCAAAUUGUUACGCAGAUUCAUCCCAGAGUCGGGUAAUCCCAGGAGGUCAAUACGUUUGGGUGGAUUCGUGCACCAAGUGCCGUUGUCAUGAUGGACAAGAUGUCGGAUACUGGGAAGGAAACCGGCUGGCGAAGUGCGAGAAGACAAAGAACUGCAACCCAGAGGAAGGAAGAGAAAACUCUUAAACAGCAGAGCUCACAGUAUUUAUGCGGCAUUCGGCCCAUGGCCCUCCACCCCAGAGCUGUAACAGUGUUGAGAUGCCAUGGGUUGGUGUAUUCAUUGUUCUUAGCCUACUCUUCCUUCAUGUAUUUCAGUUAGACUGCUCCAAAUGUGUGCCACUAAAAAGUUAUCGAUACCAUUAUCAGCGAAGUCACAUGCCCGGGGGUAGGCGAAGCGUCUGUAGAGAGACCAGCGUCUGUGGCAAUAAAUUGGUGCAUGCGGAACGUUGUGACAUGUCCACCGCAAAUUCCGCUGGCACGUAUCCCUGAUUAAGGUCCCUAUACAUCAAAGUACCUGGCCCGUAUAGCAGACAGG